CUCGUAGCUACUUCCUACUGAGCAGGCGUUCUGAGCGCGCAUGCGCGGUGCUUGUGUCCUGUCCCAGAUCCUGCUGAUCAGUGAACGGGGAAACGUGGAAUGUAACGGGAGCGGUUAUCUGUACCUACAGGUGAAGAUGGGCAGACGCCGGCACCCCGACCUGUACUGCGCCCCCUUCCCCCUCUACACUGUGCGCGUUCACCGAGACACAGGGACAGUGGUCACCGGCGGAGGGGGCGGAGCCUCUAAGACUGGCAUCAAGAAUGCCCUGCACUUCCUGCGGCUGGAGCGGAUCUCAGGCCGGGUCAGCGCCUCGCUGCUCCAUGCUCACGACACUGACACCAGGGCCACUAUGAGCCUGGCGCUCACCGGAGACAUGCUCGCCACCGGCCAGGACGACUGCUGCUACAUCCUCCAAUACCAGCACCGCCAGGGGGACGGGCGCAACGACCAGACCGGGGUCAAUGAUCGGGGAUCAAGGAAGAGGAAACCUUCUAAGAGUAACCCAGAGACCUCAGCGGGGGGCACCAAGAAUGAGACCCCAGAGAUCUCCCUGCACCCAGUGACAGUGGUACAGACCGACCUCAGUCCUGAUCACCUACAGAAGGCUGUGUGCUUUAGUGUGGACUCUACCAAGCUGCUGACAGGGGGAGCCGAUGGGUGCGUGCGUGUGUGGGAGUUUCCUGAAAUGAAGAAACUUUAUGAUUUCAAAGCGCAUGAAGGAGAAAUAGAAGACAUCACUGUCAGCCCUGAUAAUAAGGUGGUGACGGUCGGCCAGGAUUUCCGCUGCUGUGUCUGGGAGUCCGACCAACUUCUUUCGGAGCUGAGCUGGAAUGAAAAUCUUCCGAACAUCCCGGACAGAAUGUAUAAAUACCGGUCGUGCAGGUUCGGGAAGGUGCUGGAUCAGAAGAAAAGUCUCCGUCUCUACACAGUGCAGAUCCCUCAUAAAAGAGAACGGCGCCCCCCGCAGUGUUACAUCACCAAGUGGGACGGACACAGCUUCCUGCCGCUCCUCACCGAGCCGUGUGGUAAUGAGGUCAUCUCCUGCCUGGCAGUGAGUGACUGUGGAACGUUCCUCGGUCUUGGCUCCGUCACCGGCUCCGUUGCCAUCUACAUUUCUUAUUCUCUUCAGAAGCUGUACUACGUGCAGGAAGCGCACGGCAUUGUGGUCACUGACUUGGCCUUCAUCCCAGACUCAAAGGAAGGACGGGCUCUACGUGGCGACAAUGAGACGGCCAUGCUGAGUGUGGCGGUGGACAGCCGCUGUAAACUACACGUGCUGCCCAACAGACGAACCUACCCUGUGUGGCUGCUCUUCAUCCUGUGUGCGGUGCUGGUCAUCGGUGCCAUCAUCCUGCUCCAGUACACAUUUCCAGACUUCUUCUAGAGGUUUCACCUUAUUGGAGAUCCUGUGACAGUCCAAAACUUGACAUGUACCUGGGUGUAUCGAGGGAAGGGAGGACAUCGGGGCCUGUAUGAUGCGGUGACGUCUUGCUGGCUAGUCAGUUAUUCACACAUGACUUACUGCAUAGAGAAGAACAGAUCAUGUUCCCCUCGUCCUCACCUCCACAUUCCACGUCUUCUGCUGUGAAGAUUUGUAGUAAUUGAACCGAUAAUGAACGGUGGUGGUCGACCACGAAGAACUGAUCUUUUAUCUCUCUGAUUAUGAACCUUUCUCUAACGAUGUUGUCUCUGGAUAUGUUCUGUAGACUGAUGAGCGGCGCUCCAUGAUGGUGAUUGCCCUGUCUGUGGACCAUGCAGAGAGUGACUACGUGGCUCUCAGGCCCUGUAUCACUUCCACCCCUGCAAUGUCUUAGUAAUGGAGAUGACAACAUAAGAUGCUACUGGAGGCUGCGUCUGACUAAUAAAGUGGGGUUUUAUACUCAUUGCUUCCGCUCUCAAUGUUCAGUCCUGCAUGUUCUUCUGGGUUUUCCCAGCGGCCUUGGCAUUUACAUAGUAUGAAGACGUAAUGCUGGAGGAGCCUCGUGAGAAGCCUACAGCAUGGACAUGAUGAUGGCACACAGCACUACUACUUCUCCUACAGAUUGGAGCAUGCUUGUCUGUGAGCUUCAGGUCUAAGAAUCCAGAGCACGAUAGACACAGAUUUUAUCCAAUGUUAUGAAGUUUAUUAUUUCAUUUUCCUUUAUAAUAUUCAGAAGCCACAUUCUCCCCAUCCCCAGAGCAUCAGGAAAAAGAACCAUCUCAUCAUGACCAAAGAUCCAACACCAUCUUGGGAUCGGACGUCCACAUGUACUCAGUCUCUGCUCUCAGCCAAUAAAAAGACCUCUGGGGACGGCAAGUUGUCUCUGAA
This is a messenger RNA of Bufo bufo (common toad), 2311 nucleotides long. RefSeq names its product prolactin regulatory element binding (gene PREB). Gene Ontology annotation, biological process: protein secretion. The record is from RefSeq and is a predicted model, not a curated record. NCBI's taxonomy places the organism in Eukaryota, Metazoa, Chordata, Amphibia, Anura, Bufonidae. The transcript is spliced from 10 exons. The coding region runs from base 41 to 1387 and encodes 448 amino acids. Gene Ontology annotation, molecular function: guanyl-nucleotide exchange factor activity; GTPase activator activity; protein binding. Gene Ontology annotation, cellular component: endoplasmic reticulum membrane.